AUGCAUUAUAUGCAUAUUUCCGCCUUGGUGGUGGCCUACAUCACCACCACCAUCGCCAUUUCUCUCGAUGUCAACAACACGGAAUCCAUCAAAAACGCCGCCAAGAUCGUUGCUGGCCGCAUGACUUCCUACUACAUUGGCCACGAACAAGGUGGCUCUCCGGGAGUCCUUCCAGACCCAUACUACUGGUGGGAAGCCGGCGGCAUGUUUGGCAGCCUCAUCGACUACUGGCACUUCACCGGAGACUCUCAAUACAACACCAUCACUUCCGAGGCCAUGCUUCACCAGGCAUCCGACGGAUACAAUUACAUGCCUCCGAACCAGACAAAGGAUGAAGGAAACGACGAUCAAGCAUUCUGGGCUUUUACGGUCAUGAGCGCUGCCGAAUACGCAUUUCCCGAGCCUCCCAGCGGCAAUCCUUCCUGGAUCGCAAUGGCACAGGCGGUGUGGAAUACUCAAGUCACCAGGUGGGAUACGCUGACAUGCGGUGGCGGGCUUCGAUGGCAGAUUCUGAYCCUCAAUCCCGGCUACACCUACAAGAACACUCCAUCAAACGCGGGCUUCAUGAACCUGGGAGCGCGGCUGUAUGCCUACACCGGCAAUGAGACUUACCGCGACUAUGCUAUCCAAUCCUGGGAUUGGAUGGAAAGCAUCGGCCUGAUAUCGCCUGACUACCUUGUCUUUGAUGGUAGCGACGCCAACCUGAACUGUACAGAACUCGACCACACACGCUGGAGCUACAAUGCCGGCCUCGUUCUUCACACUGCUGCAGUCAUGUGGAACGAGACUGAGGAUGCUACUUGGAAGCACCGCGUUGAUGGAGUCUGGAAUGCAUCAGCAGCCGCGUUUUUCGACAAGAACCUGACAAUGUACGAGUCUGCAUGCGAGCCUAUCGGCCAGGAUGGAAAUUGUAAUCUGGACCAGCAAAGCUUCAAGGCCUAUUACUCUCGCUUCAUCGCCGCUGCCGUCAAGAACGCGCCCUGGCUAGACGCCAUCACCAAACCCUACCUUGCAGCCUCGGCAAUAGCAGCCGCAGCUUCCUGCAUCGGCGGACCCACUGCAUCAGACUGCGGCUUGAAAUGGACAACAAACGGCACCUAUGACGGCCUCACCGGCGUAGGACAACAAAUGUCCGCUCUCGAAAUCUUCAUCUCCAAUCUCGUCGAGCACGUCAAACCACCCGUCAAUCAACAUCACGGUGGCAUGGGUACCCCAGACGCAAGUCUAGGAACUGGAACGGAUAAACCUACCAAACCCUUGUCUUAUAUCAGCAAGAAGGAGAAGACUGGUGCCAUUUGUUUGACUGUGGCGAUGAUUUUUGGAAUGUUGGGUGGUGGAUGGUGGAUGGCUACGGGGUUGUGA
Messenger RNA from Ramularia collo-cygni, 1362 nucleotides. RefSeq names its product related to mannan endo-1,6-alpha-mannosidase DCW1 precursor. Gene Ontology annotation, biological process: fungal-type cell wall biogenesis; carbohydrate catabolic process. The record is from RefSeq and is a predicted model, not a curated record. Gene Ontology annotation, molecular function: mannan endo-1,6-alpha-mannosidase activity. The coding region runs from base 1 to 1362 and encodes 453 amino acids. The transcript has 5 exons. NCBI's taxonomy places the organism in Eukaryota, Fungi, Ascomycota, Dothideomycetes, Mycosphaerellales, Mycosphaerellaceae.